Molecule: messenger RNA, 3783 nt
Organism: Sardina pilchardus (European sardine)
Lineage: Eukaryota; Metazoa; Chordata; Actinopteri; Clupeiformes; Clupeidae
Gene: sec24d
Product: SEC24 homolog D, COPII coat complex component
Exons: 22
Coding region: 187-3186 (999 amino acids)
Biological process (GO): endoplasmic reticulum to Golgi vesicle-mediated transport; COPII-coated vesicle cargo loading; intracellular protein transport
Cellular component (GO): endoplasmic reticulum exit site; COPII vesicle coat
Molecular function (GO): zinc ion binding; SNARE binding
Source: RefSeq, a predicted model, not a curated record
UGCGCAGUCGCCCCGGAGAAGGACGCGCUGCGCUGCGCAUCGGUGCCGGUGGCGUGCGGGAGUUUGACGUGGCACUACUGUGCACUUUCUGGAUUCCGAGCGAAGCAGACGCUGCCCAGUCUCCCAUUCUACUACUUAGGUUUUCUCCGGGUUGCCAGAUUGGCAUGAGAAGAAUCCCCUGACACCAUGAGCCAGCAGGGAUAUGUCGCGGCCCCCCCUUACUCUCAGGCCCCGCCCGGGAUGGGGGGGUACCCCACCGGCCAGCCCAUGUACGGGCACUACGGAGCCCCCCCACAAGCCUUCUCCGCCCCACCCACAGGUGUUGCCAAUGGGCCAGUAGCCACGCCCCCUCCUGUGUCUCAGUACGGAUCACCACUACAACAGAAUGGAGCUCACACACAGAGGUUCCCACCCCCUGCGGCAGGCCCCGCCCCCUAUGGCCAGCCCCCUCAGGCGUCCUAUCAGAGCGCGGCCCCCCAGGCUCCGCCCCCCACCCAGCAGCUGGCCAAUCAGAUGGGAGCCAUGCAGAUCGGUGGCUAUGGCCAAAUGCCCCAGGCCCCCCCCAGCUCCGCUCCCCAGAUGAGUCCUCCCCCAACGAUGUCCCAGCCAGCUCCACCUUCAAUGAUGUCACAUCAAGCUCCACCCUCCAUGAUGUCACAUCAAGCUCCACCCUCGAUGAUGUCACAACCAGCUCCACCCCCAAUGAUGUCUCAGCCCGGACCCAUGGCUCCAGGGCCCCAGACCCCGCCCAUGGGAUCUCCUCCACCAAUGGGAGGUGCCCCUCCGAUGACUGGCAUGAUGUCUGGCCCGCCUCCCAUGGGAGGGCCUGGAUUCCAGCAGCAUCCUGGGCAAAUGGGACCCCAGGGGUUUCCACAGCAACCAGGCCCGGGUCCAUAUGGAGGACCAAUGGGAGCGCCGCAGCCAGGGUUCCCCGGGGCUUUCCCAGGGGGGGCAGCACAGAUGGCUGGACCCCCCCAGAAGAAGCUAGACCCCGACUCCAUUCCCAGCACGACUCAGGUGAUUGAGGAUGACCAGGCUAAGCGUGGAGGGCAGCUCUACACCACAAACGUUAGAGGACAGGUGCCCCCCCUCGUCACCACCAACUUCACCGUGCAGGACCAAGGUAAUGCCAGUCCUCGGUUCAUGCGCUGCACGACCUACACGUUCCCCUGCACAGCAGACCUGGCCAAGCAGUGCCAGGUGCCCCUGGCAACCGUCAUCAAGCCCCUCGCCAUCAUCCCCAACAACGAGGUGAGCACACACACAUUCCCAGCGUUCUACUUCCAGCAUCUGGACCACAUGGGUCGGCGCAUGGACGUGUACGAGCGUCCGGAACUCUCCCUGGGCUCCUACGAGUUCAUCGCCACGCUGGACUACUGCAAGAACAACAAGCUGCCCAGCCCUCCUGCCUACAUCUUUAUGAUCGACGUGUCCUUCUCCAACAUCAAGAGCGGCCUGGUCAGACUAGUGUGUGAAGAACUCAAGACUGUGCUGGAUAACCUGCCCAGAGAGGAGGGAGCGGAGUGUUCGGCGGUGCAGGUGGGCUUCGUCACCUACAAUAAGAUCCUGCACUUCUACAACGUGAAGAGUGCGCUGGCGCAGCCCCAGAUGAUGGUGGUGUCGGACGUGGCCGAGAUGUUCGUGCCGCUCCUCGACGGGUUCCUCGUCAACUUCCACGAGUCCCGCGCAGUCAUCCACAAUCUGCUGGACCAGAUCCCUGACAUGUUUGCUGACACUAAUGAGAGUGAGACGGUGUUCGCUCCCGUCAUCCAGGCAGGACUGGAGGCACUGAAGGCAGCUGAGUGCAGUGGGAAGCUCUUCCUGUUCCACUCCUCCAUCCCCACCGCCGAGGCUCCUGGGAAACUCAAAAACAGAGACGACAGGAAGCUCGUCAACACAGACAAAGAGAAGACUCUGUUCCAGCCUGUGCGGGGUGUGUAUGAGUCGCUGGUGAAGGAGUGUGUGUCGCAGGGCUGUAGUGUGGACCUGUUCCUGUUCCCCAGUCAGUACGUGGACUUGGCCACCAUGGGAGACCUGCCCACACUCACCGGCGGAUCCGUCUACAAGUACAGCAACUUCCAGGUGGAAACGGACGGAGAGAACUUCCUGAGUGACCUGCGGAAGGACAUCGAGAAACCCAUCGGCUUCGACGCCAUCAUGCGUGUCCGCACCAGCACAGGGUUCAGAGCAACAGAUUUCCACGGUGCGGUGUACAUGAACAACACCACGGAUGUGGAGAUGGCGUCUAUCGACUGCAACAAGGCCGUCACUGUGGAGUUCAAACACGACGACACACUCAGCGAGGAGACGGGGGCACUCAUGCAGUGUGCUCUGCUCUACACCACGGUGGGCGGUCAGCGUCGUCUGCGGAUCCACAAUCUGAGUCUGAACUGCAGCGGCCAGCUGUCCGAACUCUACAAGAGCUGCGACACCGACGCACUCAGCAACUACUUCGCCAAGUCAGCAUACCGUGCCAUGUUGAAUCAGCCCCUGAAGACGGUCAGGGAGAUCCUGGUCAACCAGACCGCGCACAUGCUGGCCUGCUACCGCAAGAACUGCGCUAGCCCUUCAGCCGCUAGCCAGCUGAUCUUGCCGGACGCUAUGAAGGUGUUCCCCGUCUACAUGAACAGCCUGAUGAAGACGCUGCCCCUAGUGGGCAGUAGUGAGCUGUGCACGGACCAGAGGGCCUAUCAGAGACUCACACUGCUCAGCAUGGGCGUGGAGGACACACAGCUGCUGCUCUACCCACGACUCAUCCCUGUGCACACCAUGAGUGUGGACGGUGAUGUCGCCCCGGCGGCUGUGCGCUGCUCUGAGGAGCGUCUGACGGAAGGGGGCGUGUUCCUGCUGGAUAAUGGGCGGGGCCUGUUCCUGUGGGUGGGGCAAGCCUGCCCCCCCGACCUCAUGCAGAGUCUCUUCAACGUGCCCGCAGUUGCACACCUCCCACCUGACCUGAGCUCUCUGCCUGACCUGGAUAACGCCCACUCAAAGAAGCUGCGUUCCAUCAUCUCGUCCAUCUGUGAGCAGAGGCCUAAUUCCAUGAAGCUGGUGGUGGUGCGGCAGAAGGAGCGGCCGGAGGUGCUGUUCCGUCAGCUGCUGGUGGAGGACAAGGGUCUGCAUGGAGGAGCCUCCUACAUGGACUUCCUCUGCUACGUCCACCGCGAGAUACGACAGCUGCUCACCUAGACACACACACACACACACACACACACACACACUGCAUGGAGGAGCCUCCUACAUGGACUUCCUCUGCUACGUCCACCACGAGAUACGACAGCUGCUCACCUAAACAGUCUCACACACACACACACACACACACUCCCAUGGACACACACUCUAGUCUCUGACACACACAUACACAACCACUUUCUUUCUUUGUAUCCCUCUCUCUCUCUCUCUCUCUCUCUCACACACACACACACACACACACACACAGAGGCUCUGCAUGUCCAGUGUCUUCAGCUGCCCCUCUCCUCGGAAAUGGGAUUUAGAUGGAAUUCCCACAAGCCUCUGCUCUGGACUACACUACCCACAGUGCAAUUCUUCACCGGCACCUCUUUGGAUAUGGACUUUGGCCUGUGGCCCUGUAGUUAAACCUGUAGGGGUGUGUGUGUGUGUGUGUGUGUGUGUGUGUGUGCCACUGCUAGACACACAUCCACUUCCAUGGAGUCCUAGCCCACCCACACACUGCCUACGACGUACGACCUCCCCAUCAUGGAGUCCCAUCCCACCCACACACUGCCUACGACCUCCCCAUCAUGGAGUCCCAUCCCAUCCACACAC